AUGGCCAGAUUGGCCAUACCCAUAAGUGAAUUGGAGAUAGAAAGAAAUGAACURCAAUGUUUGGCUGACAAGCGUGUUGAAAUUUUAAAACGAGAAAAAAGAGAGAAAGAAAAAAGCCAAAUGAAUAUACUAAGUUUAGGAGUUGAUGAAAAACGAAAGAUAUUGGACUUAUCGAAUAAAACAAUUGAAAAUGGUGAGGUCAAGAUAUCGGACUGUAAAGAUCUUUUCGCUGAAGCCGUUCUCGUGAAAAAUAUGUUAGAUAACUGCACUCAAGUACUAUUGGAUUGUUCGCGAAGUGUGAUGAUUGAAAACUACGGGAAACCUCUAGUGAAACUAAUAGAAGAAGAACAUGAAGUGUCAUCGGCCAAC
Diuraphis noxia (Russian wheat aphid) is the source of this 369-nucleotide messenger RNA. RefSeq lists its product as uncharacterized. Lineage: Eukaryota; Metazoa; Arthropoda; Insecta; Hemiptera; Aphididae. The record is from RefSeq and is a predicted model, not a curated record.